AGUGGUGGUGGAGCAUGCGCGGGUGGGAGUGGCACCUUAUUCGUCGUACCGCUCCCGCCAAGGGUUUCUGUCAACUACGAACUGCCGAUGGUAAAGGUACUCGGGUAAAUCUGCGACGACGAGGCCGGUGUUCCGUGUUCGUUCUUCGUUGCCACCAGGCGAAUUCACGGUGUCACGCGUGUUCGCAGAAACCCGACUUCCGUUCCUCUUGAACAUGACGCGGAGACAAGUGACCAUCGCUUAGUUGUGACUUGUUUUUUUUUUUUCCAUUAACUUUAAAAACAAAGAAUAUUACAAGACAGUGACACGUAACUUUCGCGGGACCAUCCGUCGAGUUGAGAGAUUCGAUCGCGAUCGCCGAAGAAGUCGAUGAGAGGUGUGUUUGAAAGUGAUAGUGCGCACGCCAGGAUACAUUUGAGGAACCACUGAAAAAGGAUACAGUGACGACUAACGAAUCCGAGAAAUGUGUGAAUUAGAACGAUAAUCGAGCGCGAUGCAAGGAGUCGCGCUUGCGACGGGCGUACGUCGCGGUGGGAGAAAAUAAAGGUGGACAAUUGCGAUCGCGGCACGUGGCCAAAAGUGUCACGUGGAUGCAUCGCCCGUUCGUGUCGGGACCCGUUUCCGCUCGCGAGAAUUUGCAAACGUCAGAAGGAAUUUUCCCGAUUCGCGGGGGAAAAAAAGAGAUCGCGAGACUGGAAAAAAAUCACGAGGAAUCCAUCGAACCGCGAAAUAAACGCGAAAAAACUGGAAAUUCACGCUCGCUGCUUUCUGCUUUUUUCCCCUCUCGCUGCGCAACGAAGAAAAGAAUGAAAAAGGAUCCAGACGCGAAGUGAUUCGGCCGGUAACCGGAUGAGAUUUGCAAAACGAACUGGUGUUUUGCGCCACUCUCUCGCGUAAGGCUUUCGCUUUGACAUAACUAACGUUGUCGAGUCGCGGUCGGUUAAUCAACGACGAGGAGUCGCCGAUGAGGGAAAGGCGAAUCAGUUUGUUUCCGCUUUCGAGCCCUCAUCCGACUUCGGAGGGAAGGAAUCCGGCCUAUACGAGGCCUAUAAGCUCCUCGAAACGCAUCGACGCUCACGUCUCGCGAUGUGUAAUCAUUUUUCAUGCGUUAAUUAGCGAGAAUCUGGGAAAACGGAGGGAGCAGCGUUAAUGCGCGCGUUGUGAAAGAGGGUCGUUCUGUUCGAGAGAGGAACGAAGGGACGAGUUUUGCGAGGGAGUGAUAUCCGUUUGACGGGGAAAUAUACGGGUGGUGUGCUCGGUAGCGCGGUGCGCACCUGAGCAACAUCGGGUGCGCAAAAAAAAAAAAAAAACAAAAAAACAAAAAACAAAAAGAAAGGGAGAGAAAAAAAGGAAACGGAAGAGACGCCCUCGCGUAAAAAGUUCACGAAAGCGCCCGAGGGAGAGUGUCCGGGGGAAGUUGCGGGAGACAAAAAACAUUAACGGGACAACGUUUACGGCGGAAAUAGCGGCCACCGUCUAACAACUGACGAUAAAAGGAUCGUUAAGCCCCAAGAAGACCUCCGCGGAAUGACCCAAGUAAAGCGGAGCAAUAGCGAAACUACUUUCGUGCGGAUAUACGAAAGCUAAGUGCGCUUAUUGUGGUUUCCACGAAAGCACACGUGGCGGUGUCGGAAAAACGUUCCCGUUCGCGAGGAAUCGGGAGAAUCUCCUCGUUGAAGAAAUAAAUCACGAAAAGGAUAACGUCCUAACGUGAUAAUUCAAUUUUGAUUCAAUUCGCAAGUGGUACAACAGCUGUCUUCUAUGAUAUCGCGGUCAAUCAGUACUUCUAAAGGAGCAAAUUAGAAAAGCAACAUUACGACAGAAAAGUAAAUCGAGAAAGUCAUGAGAUUCCAGGCGUUCCAUUAAAUCCGAACGCAAAAUGGAAUUGUUUUCACACUAAACCGCGCGAUCGAUAUAUACAUAUAUAUGGAUUUUUCUUCUUAAAAGCACGAGGAAUCCUCCCGCGAGAAUCGAAAAGCGUGGGAGACGUCGAGUGAGAACAAAUCGACGAACGCGCAAGAAUUUCGCUGGCUCGAUCGAAAUCAACAUUCAAAUGCGGGCUCUCGACUGUCUCUAAGGUAUCGAGGAAUAUCGACACCGACGAUCUUCUCGGCGAGGUACACGUGGCGUCGUCGGAAAUCGCUGAUCGUUUCACUUCGAACACGAGGAAACGAAGAGCGCGUUGAAGUGGGCGGACUCGAUUAAACGAAAAUUCCCUGACGCGACGGCUGCAAAAUUUCGCGGUUGUAACUUCCAUUCUUUUUCUCGCGAGAGAAACGGUACAAACGGCCGCGAUUAUCCUCCCCCUGUGAUCCCACGCGGCACCGCCCCGCACAAAUGUCAAGUGAACGAUGAAGUACCCGAGAGUGCAGACGAGGAAGAAGUGGGACGCCACUUCGCUCGACGGCGAAUCGUGCUCCAGGUGCGGCAAGUGUCUGACUAAAAUGCAGCUCGUACUACUGUCCGCACUAUUCUGCUCUUCUCUGACGACAGGUGCCGGGCUAGAGAUACGAAAGCUGGAUGUACCCAGUAUCGCCGAUCCAAGGUGGCACAGGGUAUUACUCAAAUGUGAGUAUGAUCUCGGUGGCAAGGAACUGUAUUCGGUAACGUGGAACAAAGACGGCCAGGAGAUCUUCAGAUUCAUGCCGGGAUCAUCGACGCCUAAGCGACCUCAAAAUAUCAGCGGAUUAUAUAUUGACCUCGACCAAAGUGACCACAAACAAGUGACACUUUUGGGCCCAAACACUGGUAAAGGUAAAGUUGACUUGACGGGGUCUUACGGCUGCGAGGUGUCAUCCGAAGCGCCGAGUUUUGAGACAGAUUACAGAGAGGCAAACAUGAGCGUGGCUGUACCCCCUCAAAGUUCUCCGAUACUCGAGGGGAUGCGACCUUCUUACGAAAUCGGCGAGAUCCUCCAAGCGGAGUGCACGUCAGGGUUAAGUUACCCCCCGGCAGUUUUAACGUUCAUCUUGAACGGUAAAGAGGUAAACAGAGCCUUAACUAAAGACUUGCGAGGAAUUGGCAACAUAGACGGAAAGCUGAUCUCUACGACGCGGUUGGGUCUGAUAAUGCGCUUGGAACGGCAUCAUUUUUCCAGCGGCAGUUUGAAACUAACUUGUCAAUCGACUCUACCAGGAAUCGCUGAUGACAAGCCUCUCAAGACCAUGGAGAUUGCCACUCUCGCCGCUAGCAACCAACGUCUCGCCCAAGAACCCCCUAAAUCAGGUUCAAGGUCGAAUAUCGAGCUCUACCCGAUUCUGACUUGCUGGACAAUGACCAUGAUUCACGUGAUUCGUUACAACAGUCUCAGAUUUCUGCGCGUUUAAUGUCGGCGUGAUAUUUCGAUCAAUGGCAUCGCGCGAUACCGUUCAAGUACUAAUUAGUGUAUACGUCUCUACGCAUUCUCGCGAUCAGGAAAAACAUCGCGCAUCGUCAUCGGCUUCUCUCUACAUCUACAUGUCAAUCGAGAGCGAUGCAUACUUUAGUGCGUCCCGAAUUUUCGCGCAAUCCAUACACGUUUGCUCGCAUGUGUACACAAUGUUUAGAGCACCCCGUAUAUUAUAUAUAAGUCAGAGAUAGCAAUACAACUCUGCGUAAAAUAGGUCGCAGCGGCGAGCGCAUGAUGAUUGUACAUAGUGUAUAAUUGUGAAUUAGCAUUACAACAAAUUGUCGUGUAUAAUUAACUGGACGGAAGGACUCUGCGGGGAUGAUGAAGGGAACACGAUGAAAGUAACAUGGAAAUAUAUCGGAAUUCACGGGGACGCGCGCGACCUCGCGAGCAACUUCUUCGAGGGAAAAAUAACGCGGCUGGAACGUCGCAUUCGAGAGAAAUAUAUAUCUAUCAUUUGUCAGACCAGAAAUAUAGUUUAAGAAAUAUAAAUGUAUACGGGUCGUAAUGUUAAGUACGACUCGACAUCGGCGUAUGUAGUGUAAGUAUGUGGUUAAUUCGACUAUAUUCUCCACAUCCGAUCUUCCUCAAACCACGAGGCAUACGGGAGUUCUACGUGUGAAAUAAGAGAUACGACGCUUUUGUUCAGCAAUUUUACACGAUCCAAAUCGUCGUUAUCGAAGCGA
Messenger RNA from Trachymyrmex cornetzi, 4074 nucleotides. RefSeq lists its product as uncharacterized. Lineage: Eukaryota; Metazoa; Arthropoda; Insecta; Hymenoptera; Formicidae. The transcript has 4 exons. The record is from RefSeq and is a predicted model, not a curated record. The coding region runs from base 2352 to 3326 and encodes 324 amino acids.